Molecule: messenger RNA, 796 nt
Organism: Hevea brasiliensis (rubber tree)
Lineage: Eukaryota; Viridiplantae; Streptophyta; Magnoliopsida; Malpighiales; Euphorbiaceae
Product: basic blue protein
Exons: 2
Coding region: 98-469 (123 amino acids)
Cellular component (GO): plasma membrane
Molecular function (GO): electron transfer activity
Source: RefSeq, a predicted model, not a curated record
AGUAGUCACACUCACUUACAAUUCUAGCUAAAACCAUCUCUCUCUCUCUCUCUCUCUCUCUGAGUAAUUUUGUUUACUCUCUUAGAUCUUCAAGAAAAUGGCUAAGGGAAGAGGCAGUGCAGUGGUGGUCUUCGUGUUUUUGUCCAUUUUGGUGCUCCAAUUUGAGGUGGGUAGUGCAGCAACCUUUACUGUUGGAGAUUCUAAAGGUUGGACCUUUAAUGUUGCUGGUUGGCCUAAAGGAAAGCGCUUUAGGGCUGGUGACAUAAUUGUGUUCAACUAUAGUCCUGCAGCACACAAUGUGGUAGCAGUGAACAGGGCAGGUUACAGUACAUGCAAUGCUCCAAAAGGUGCCAAAGUUUAUACAUCAGGGAAGGAUAGGAUCAAGCUUGUGAAGGGCCAAAACUUCUUCCUCUGCAGCUUUGCUGGGCACUGUCAGGCUGGAAUGAAAGUAGCCAUAACUGCUGCGUGAUCUAGCUAGCUAAUUAAGAUCAAGACAUUUGGGAUUUUUAUUUUUAUUUUUUCUUCACUUUAUAUAUGUAAUGAUAGGUUUUGGUGUUAGGAAAGUUACUGAUCAAUGUGUCUUUGUGGUGGUGUGUGACUUGAUUUUGUGGGUGGGUUGGUGUGGCUUCUGGCUAGGCUGCCAAAUAUAUAGAUAUAAUGUUGUGAAAUAAAAUGGAGAAAAAUAAUAGGUUGGUUAGAUUUUUCUUUUUUAAAUCUGGUCUAUGUCUAUUAUGGAUUUAAGAUGUAAGAUAUAUGGUGAAAUCAACUUAUUAAAUACAUGGAUCUCAUUUAUUUA